Medicago truncatula (barrel medic) is the source of this 1614-nucleotide messenger RNA. Its product is annotated as protein FAR1-RELATED SEQUENCE 5-like. The coding region runs from base 1 to 1614 and encodes 537 amino acids. Gene Ontology annotation, molecular function: zinc ion binding. NCBI's taxonomy places the organism in Eukaryota, Viridiplantae, Streptophyta, Magnoliopsida, Fabales, Fabaceae. The record is from RefSeq and is a predicted model, not a curated record. Gene Ontology annotation, biological process: regulation of DNA-templated transcription. The transcript is spliced from 6 exons.
AUGGGUGGAGAAAAGCCUAAAACCAUUCUAACAGAUCAAGAUGCAGCAAUGGCUAAAGCUAUUUCUUUAAAUGCUCUUAGGCAUGUGAACCAUCUAUAUCAAAAGAGUUCGCGAUUCCGUUUGGAUUUUGAAGCAUGCAUAGAUCUACACGAGGAGGAAAGUGAAUUUUUGAAUGAAUGGAAUUCUUUACUUGUUGAUCAUAAUGUUUUGAAAGAUUCGUGGUUGCAUUCAAUUUUUAAAUUGAAGGAAAAAUGGGCAUGGGCUUAUGUUCAGAAAACAUUCACGGCAGAUAUGCGAUCUACUCAAUUAAGUGAGAGCUUUAAUGCUGAUUUGAAAAACCAUUUGAAGUCAGAUAUAAAUUUGGUACAAUUUUUUACUCACUUUAAAAGGGCUGUCAAUGCUAAACAUAACAAUGAGUUAGAAGCAGAAUAUGAUUCAAGACAUAAGCUUCCUAAACUGAAAAUGAAGAAGGCUCGUAUGCUCUUACAAGCCGUAAAUGUUUACACUCCAAAAAAUUUUGAGGAAUUUCAAGAGGAAUAUGAAGAAUAUCAAGAUACUUGCAUAAAGGAGGUGAAAGAAGGUUUGUAUGUUGUACCAAAUUAUGAUAAUGAAAAGGAGAGGAUGGUAAUGGGAAAUCCUAUGGAACAAAAAGUUUCUUGUGAUUGUCGUAAAUUUGAGACACAUGGCAUCUUAUGUAGUCAUGCUUUGAAAGUUUUAGAUGUCAUGAACAUUAAGUUAAUUCCCGAACACUACAUACUAAAACGAUGGACAAGAGAUGCAAGGCUGGGAAGUAAUCAAGGUUGGAGUGGGAGGCAUGUUGAAUUAGACCAAAACGCCCAUUUCAUGAAGCGGUACAAUGAGUUAUGUCCUCAGCUGCUUAAAUUGAUCAAUAGAGCUUCAGAAUCUCAUGAAACUUACACAUUUUUGUCCAAAGUUUAUGAAGAGUCCAACAAAACAGUUAAUGAUAUGUUGUCCAAAAAAUAUCUGGAUGGAGAAUCAAGUGGAAUGGUUCAUGUGUCCAUAUCAAUUGCGAAUGAUGAAGUCGACAACAACAUAGACACCGUUGGCAAGGCAAAAGGCAUAAAGACGAAGGAUUGUCCACCAAUCAAGCUACACAAUCAAGCCAAGCAAGCAAUGGAACUCAACAUCAAGAUACAAUCCAAGCAACACAAUCAAGCCAAGUUAACUCAUUUGACAGUUUUUGUUUUGGCGGAUCCUUGUGUGGAUUCUGGUGCUGUCGUUAUUAUUGUACAGCGGCUGCUCCUUGUUCUGGUGGAGGAAGCUCUUUCUAAGCUUCUAUUUUGUGUUUUGGAGCUCUUUUGGUUCUGUUUUGCGCCCCCUUGUGCGGCUGGUUUUUCUAGUGGGCGCUGUUCUGGUUGUAUUCACGGGUUGCUAUCUGGGUUUUGGUGUGUGGCUGCUGGUGUGUGUCACUGCAGUUCUGGUGUGGUGCGCACAAUUGGAGUGUUUAGGGGGCUGUUAGCGAGGCUUUGGUUAGGGUUUGGGAAGAUUUUUGGUGGAAAAGGUUGGUUUAGUUAUGGGGUUAAGGUUAAAGUAAGGUCUAUGAGUUUAGUUGUGGAGAUUGGUGAAGAUUUUGUGGUUUUUGGGUUAGGUUAA